Messenger RNA from Gossypium arboreum, 2330 nucleotides. RefSeq lists its product as uncharacterized. The record is from RefSeq and is a predicted model, not a curated record. NCBI's taxonomy places the organism in Eukaryota, Viridiplantae, Streptophyta, Magnoliopsida, Malvales, Malvaceae. The coding region runs from base 248 to 2077 and encodes 609 amino acids. The transcript is spliced from 12 exons.
UAUUUUUAUUCUUUUAUGUAAAAAAAAAAAAAGACAACAAGUUUAAUGAAAUUAAAUAGCGAGCCUUCAACUUCAACAAAUUUGCCCAAAAUGUAGAAACUUAGUUUUUGUAUUUAGUCAUCAUCUUUUAUACGAUACUCCACAUCCAGUAGCAGUUCAAUUAAAAGCACCAAAUUCCUCAAAAUGAUUCGCCCAAAACCCUAAUUUGAAACCGUCUCCCUUUUAUUUUACCUAUCAGAAAUGAUUCAUGGUAGCGAUGAUGAUGCAGCAGCCGCAGCAGGCGACACCGCCGAAUCCUCCUCCUCCUUCCGACUCUUCACUUAGAUCCCCCACCUCAACUCCCACUCAAUCCCCUCUCCCUCUCCGCCCACGCCAGCCCCUCGAGCAUGUCGCGGUUCCAAUCUCCGCCGCUCAUCCUUCCGGUGAGCCUCUCGUAACCAUGGGGACCGCCGCACUUCCACUCGCCAGAGUUAGGCUAUCCGAUAUUUCCCCCUAUGAUGGUGCCCCUUCUGCUUCCUAUGUGAGGGCCGUGGAGGCUUUUUCGGGUUCUUUGAUGCGACACAAUGCGGCGGUUAUUGAGUUUGGGAACGAGGAUGCCGCAUUGAUGCGUUGCGCCUUGGAAGCCGCGCGGUUGUACUUUCGGAGUAGGGUAAAUACUGCUGGAAAAGGAAGUCGUGGGUUUUAUAUGUAUAGGGCUGGAAGGUCUUUGGAAGAUUGGGACUCAUCUCCCCCAUGCAUGGCUGAUAUAUUUAGGUGCAUGGGGAAGGCAGCUCGUGUUGCUUUAUGUGCAAUAGCAAGGCACCUUCGUUUACAAAGCGAUGUGUUCAAUCAUUUACUUGAUGAUACCCCAUUACCUGCUAAUGAGGUGUCCUCAUCGGUGCUUGUUGCAUCCUACUCUCACAUGUCUUUGCAAAAUGGAAAGGGGGCUAUUGGAGGAGGGAAGCCAGGGACUGCUGGUGAAGUUGAGAAGGGGUUGUUGACAUUGAUUUCUUCAGAUGGUCCUGGUCUACAGGUUUGUGAUCCCAACGGUCGUUGGUACCAAGCAGAUGCUGGAUUAGCUCCUGGGGAUAUGUUGCUCAUUACUGGCAAGGCGCUUAGCCAUGCCACUGCUGGUCUUCGUCCUGCUGCCACCUAUAGAGCUGCUCCCGAGUACCUAUCAGGCAUUAAUAAUGGUGGCAGGACAUCACUUGCAUUCAGGCUCAUGCCGCAAGGCAAUGCUAUAUUAGAUUGCUCUCCAGUUGCAGCUGCUGGUCAUGUCAUUCCACAAAGCUAUGUACCAAUAUCUGUUAGCCAGUUUAUGGAUGAACUUUCUGCUGAAGAAGAUGUAGUGUGCAAUCGUUCUGAUAAUACUUGUGUAGCUCGAAGCAAUUUGAAUAAGCAGCCUUCAUUGAGAAGCGUUCUAUCAGACCCCUUGUCUGGUGCAUUCCUUGAAGAUGCUGUGGUUGUUUCUUGUGGACAUUCAUUUGGUGGUCUCAUGUUGAGGAGAGUCCUUGAUAUGGUAAGCAGGAUAUUGCAAUUAAGGAGAACAAAAUGUUGCUUUAUUUUCACGCUGCAUGGUUUCCUCAAGAAAAUGACAGUUCUGCCCUUUCUUGGGGAUUUAGAGUCAAGAUGUACACUCUGCAGUGCAGACAUCGACUCUGGAUCAUUGAUCCCUAAUAUGGCUCUAAGAGCUGCUGCUUUAGCUGUGAAGCAAGAGGAUAAUCGGAGGCUAUUCCAUAAUGCUGCUCUUCGUAAACGACGGAAAGAAAUGGGUGACCAAAUUGAUUUAUCAAAGAGAUCAAGCAGGGAGAAUGGAGAGAUUGGUGCUGAGGAUGGGUUGCAUAGGGGCGUGCAAUAUCCAUUUUCAGUGAAUGAGAAGGUGUUGAUUAAGGGAAACAGGAGGACACCAGAAAAGUUUGUUGGAAAGGAAGCCGUUAUUACAUCCCAAUGCCUCAAUGGCUGGUAUUUGCUUAAGAUAAUUGGAAGUGGUGAGAAUGUUCGUCUACAAUAUCGAUCUCUUUGUAAGAUCAUGAACCCUCAAUCCACCAUUGAAGAAGAUAGAUGUCCUUCACAACCGAUUCAGAACAGUAGCUCAUAGUUAUAGCUGUAAUUACCUUUUACUCACGGCAUAAAGAAAACCUCAAAUACCUAGAGGAAUAGUGAACUUGUCCGGCUGUCAUAGAUAUGUAAUUUCCUUCUCUUUUGUUUCUUUGGUUAUACUAUUGUUGUAUUUGAAUGUUGUUUUUAUCCAGGAAAAGUAAGUUAUUUGACUCCCAAUAUCAUGUAAGAAACUCUGCUUAGAAAAAAGGAACUAUGGAAUAUGUAUAAUACGACCAGCUUGCAUAUUUCUA